Molecule: messenger RNA, 4632 nt
Organism: Macrosteles quadrilineatus (aster leafhopper)
Lineage: Eukaryota; Metazoa; Arthropoda; Insecta; Hemiptera; Cicadellidae
Gene: Pgant5
Product: polypeptide N-acetylgalactosaminyltransferase 5
Exons: 12
Coding region: 227-2041 (604 amino acids)
Cellular component (GO): Golgi apparatus
Source: RefSeq, a predicted model, not a curated record
CUUGCUUGCUUGUCAUAGAUCAUGUGUAAACGAAGGGAGUGAUGCCGUGGACACGUAAAUAAUUCUUUUGGGGAUUUAAAUUUUCUGUGUUGAGUGAAUGAGUUUUGUGUUAUGAAGAACUAUUAUACCUAUCAUUGUUGGAUGUGCUUCCAGAGGCUGUGAUGUCCACAUAUCCAAGCAGUAGUGAUGUCGGAGUGUGACGUGUGACGGGAGUGCAGUGACAAUCAUGUUCCGGACCAAAGUUCGUAUCCACACGUGUAAGGUUAUACUGAUAACAUCGCUGGUAUGGCUGCUGGUGGAUGUGGUCAUACUGACGUUCUACUCGUCGGACUGUGUUGGGUGGGGGUGUGGAGGGGGCACGGAACCGCCGCAGGCUCUGGCGCAAGUUGCAACAAGCGGGGAAACAGCUACGAGUAGUCGGGGUCGGGGGAACCUGCACGAACUGAUGAGGGAUCGCGGCAAGAAGACUUACUCACCGUGGGAGCUGAUGAAGUGGAAACCAGCGCCCACCGUAAUUGAACAGCAUGGCAAGCCCGGAGAGCUGGGAAAGGCUGUAAACAUUCCUACAGAACAAGAAGCCGUGAUGAAGGAAAAGUUUAAGCUUAACCAGUUCAACAUCCUCGCCAGUGACAUGAUCUCACUCAACAGGUCCCUGCAGGAUGUUCGCCAAGAAGGGUGUAAAGACAAGUCUUAUCCUAAUUUACUACCUACCACGUCCAUUGUGAUAGUGUUCCACAACGAGGCAUGGUCCACGCUAUUACGCACUGUGUGGAGUGUCAUCAACAGAUCUCCCAAGACACUACUGCGGGAGAUUCUGUUGGUAGACGACGCCAGCGAAAGAGAACAUCUGGGCCAACAGCUAGAGGACUACGUGGCCACACUGCCUGUGUCAGUGAAGGUUCUGCGGACAGAGAAGAGGUCAGGGCUGAUAAGAGCUCGGCUACUGGGAGCCAAGCAUGUCAAGGGUCAGGUCAUCACAUUCCUGGACGCUCACUGUGAGUGUACCGAGGGCUGGCUGGAGCCUCUGCUGGCUAGGAUAGCCCUGGACAGGAAAACGGUGGUUUGUCCAAUCAUCGAUGUCAUCUCUGAUGAGACCUUUGAGUAUAUCACUGCCUCUGACAUGACUUGGGGUGGGUUCAACUGGAAGCUCAACUUUAGGUGGUAUCGAGUCCCGCAGAGAGAAAUGGCUCGGAGGGGAGGUGACCGUACAGCCCCCCUACGUACCCCUACCAUGGCGGGGGGACUGUUUUCCAUCGACAAGGACUAUUUUUACGAGCUUGGAGCCUAUGACGAGGGAAUGGACAUCUGGGGUGGGGAAAACCUCGAGAUGAGCUUCAGGGUUUGGCAGUGUGGUGGUAUUUUGGAAAUCAUCCCCUGUUCCCAUGUGGGCCAUGUUUUCCGUGAUAAGUCCCCAUAUACAUUCCCAGGCGGUGUUUCAAAAAUCGUGUUGCAUAACGCAGCCCGAGUAGCGGAAGUAUGGAUGGACGAGUGGCGAGAUUUCUAUUACGCGAUGAAUCCAGGAGCUGCAAACGCAGAUGUGGGGGAUGUUUCCGAGAGGAGGAAACUGAGAGAAACUCUCGGCUGUAAAAGUUUCCGCUGGUAUCUGGAAAACAUCUACCCUGAGUCACAGAUGCCCCUAGACUACUACUACUUGGGAGAGGUUAGAAAUGCUGAAACGCAUAACUGUCUAGACACCAUGAGUCGCAAGAGUGGUGAGAACGUUGGUAUGAGUUACUGCCACGGACUUGGCGGCAAUCAGGUAUUUGCCUACACCAAGAGGCAGCAGAUCAUGUCAGAUGACAACUGUCUGGACGCGUCCCAACACGACGGACCUGUCAAGCUCGUCCGCUGCCACGGCAUGGGCGGGAACCAGGCGUGGAUAUAUAGUGAACAGGACAGAACAAUAAAACAUGUAAACACAGAACAAUGUCUACAGAAGCCCGACACUCGUAGUCCGUCAACUCCACUUCUACGCAACUGUGACAGCAGCCAAGGGCAAGAAUGGAUAAUGAAAAGCAAGUUCAAAUGGCAAGCUUCGUAGGAAACACAAUCCAACACUCAAAAUUGAAAAGAUAACUGUGAAACUCUCAGGUGAAACUGUACAACCAACAGUAUUAGUAUUAAACAGAUAAAGUCGCUAAAGCAAAAGAAAUCAACUUCUGUGAUGCAUGUUUACAAAUUAUUGUUGUGUGGAGAAAAACACAGAAAAAGUUACUAUUUCUAAUGUCUGUUAUUUGAUUUCGCAAUGACGCAUCUUUUAAUUUACUGUGGUUAUCUUUUCUAUGGUGGAAAGUUAUUUUAGUAAAAGUCAUAUUUUCAAAAUUUCUAGGAUUACAGAUAUUCAGUUUUGCUUGUAGGUCAUGUUUCUGUCAACAGACACAACAAACCAAAUAAAUUAUUUCUUCUUUUAGAAUAGCAAUGUAACUUUAAAUAUCCGUAGAAUAGAGCACUGAAGUCUGUUUUAUACUAUUUCUAAUUUUUACCUUCCCAUAGCUUCCCGUGCCAAAGGUUGUGCGGAUCGCUUCAGGCGGUCAGAUGGAGUAUUUGUAAAUAAAAAACCAGAGUGAAGUAGCCUAUAUAAAAGAGCUUAGCUCAAUGAGUUUGAAUUGUAAUAACUACGUUGGAUUCCAUAGUUUAUUACCUGUAAAAACCACAUUCCAUCAAAUUUAAACUAUUUUAAAUACUUCUAAACCAAAAUUAUUUUGUCUUAUAAAUUCAAAUAAGUUUCACACCAAAAUUUGUUAGUUUCCUGGCAAAUUUUCUUUAAGAUGAAACAACUGUUAUUUGUGCUUAGAUUUUGAAUUGCAAUUUGAUUUAUUUAAUUGUAUUUAACAUGAACGUCUAAUUUGAUUUUUUUCUUGCUUUUUAAAAAAAUAUUUAUGCAUUAUGUUUAUGACUUUUACUAUGCUUUGAGUGUUGGGUUGUAGUUAUUCGUACCAGAGAAAGUUGCCUUAUUAACGAAACAUUUUAUAUGUCAACAGGCAGCUUCCAAUAGUGUGUGUCUCCGUAUUUUGUACAAGAUGUACCCUUCCCUAACAUAUCACCUUGCCUUCGGGCACUAAAUUGUGCAAUUUAUUACAAAUUAUACGAACAAAUUUUUACUUAAAUGGCUCGUAUCAUAUCUUUAAUGUACUUAGAUGUGUUUAAUCAGUAUUUUGUUAUGUAUCUUAAAACAAUAUUAAAAUUUUAUGGAUGUUUUGUUGUGUUAAUCUAUUUCGAGGCAUGUGAGCAUCCGACUGAACUGAUUAUAGUUAUUUUUAUAAAUUUUAAUCGGGUUGUUUUCGCCCGAAUGUAUUAGCUCAAUUUCGCAAACAAUGUUUUUUUAUAUAAACUUAAACGAUAGUGUUAAGUAGUGUCUGUGCUCACAUUUCUUCAUCUUGUUAAUAUUCUCAAUACUUUAUUUAAAACCAUCUAGGAUCGCUUGAAAUGGCGUUUGUGUUUUUAGUAUUCUUUGUAUAUGUCGUGUAAUAGAUAAAUUGUAUGGGAUUAGAUAGUUUAAUGUCCCCUAGUAGUGUCAUGAAACGUAUGAAACCUGACUUUUGUACCUAGAUAACUGUCAUUCCUUUGACCUCAGUUUUCCAUUCAUGAUGGCUUCAUGUAGACGAGGUACAGUGUGAUUUAAUAAACAUUUUCUUUAAUUUUUAUUAUUUAUAUAAUUUACGUAACUUAUUAAAUUGUAAUACUUUUGAGGCCUAGAAGCUAAACAUAAUCAUACAGUUUAAAAUAUUCAAACCAGAAUGACUAUUUCAUUCCUGGUCCAAUCUUUAUGUAAGAAAGUGCCUUUUUACAUUGCCAUAUGCAAAAAUAUCUCUUACCAUCUUUACGCUUUGUUAUGUCUUUUAUUUGUUGUAGAGUUAAUUUCUAGCAUGUCAAAAAGAUAUCUCCUAUGGGAAAUAAUGUGAGCGGUUUUUUGGGUUGAAUAACUUGUAAAUAAUGGUAAUCUGUACUUUAAGAACAAAAGUUGUAUCAAACACUCAUAUCAUAAAUUAAUAAUAUAAUGACAUACACAUUAUUCCAGAAUUUUAUCUGUUUGUAUAUUUUACUAUCUUUCUUGUAUUUUUAUGUUUACAAAGAAUAAACAUGUUAAUUAACUAUCUGGAGUUAAAAUUUAGCGUUUGCUCUCUAAUAGCUCAAAUGAACAAGAUUGAUUUUGUCUUUUAAUCUGCAUCACAAUUGUUUUGUUUUGAAUGGCCUAAAUGAGGUGCGUGUAACUUUUCAAACAUAUUUAUUUUGCAUGACUUUUAUAUGUGGUCAAUUUAAACAGCGACUUUUAAUUUUAAAACAUUUAAAACCUGUAUUAUAUUUUGAAUGUGUACACAAACAAAUCUGUGAUAAUUUAGUUGAACGUCAUUAUUUAUGUUUUACUGUUAAAAUUUGAUAAAGCACACAGUUUUAGUAUAGUAAUCGUCUAUGAUUGUAAAAUUAUAUAAUGAACGUUGACCCUUCUUCCCGAAGUACUUAAUAUUAUGCUAAGAAACGCAAUAUAUUUAUAAAAUGGUAUCACUUUUGUAUGUUUACCCUUUUAAUGUAAGAAACAGUAAUUAGAAAAUUGUAUGUACUUUUGACAUUCCAUAGUCAAAAUUGUUGUUUUUUUAAAGAUGUAUAUACAUAAAACACUUGUUACUUUUUGAA